ACGUCAGAAAUCACAGGAAAACAACACUAAACCGAAGAACAGAAAGAAACAAAGAAGAAGAAUCAAGGGUUCAACAAUGGCAGCAAUGCAUUUCACAAGAGCUUCCAUUUUCAACGUUUCUAAAGCAAACAUACCUCGUUUUACUUCUCUUCCUUUCCCUCACAAACCCUCUAGGGUUUCCUUCACUUCUGCCUCCAAAUUUUCACAGAGAAAGCAUGCAAGUGAAGAAACCAACCAUGGCUAUAACGACGAUCAUGAAGCAAUCAACUACUCCGGCGAUAAGUCAUCGGAGAUGGGACGAGAUGCGAAGAACAAAAUGUGGGAAGGUAAAGAGAGAAUGAAAGAAGGUGCAAGAGAAACCAAGGACAUGUCCAUGGAUGGCAUGAAAGAAGGGAAAGAGAGGAUGAAAGAAAGUGCUACAGAGAUGAAAGAGAAAGCAAACGAAACGGCUGGAAAAGCAGCAGAUCGAGCCGAUGACAUGAAAGAGAAGGCUAAAGAGAAGGGUCACGAGAUGAAAGAAAGCGCUCAAGAUACCGCUAACAUGGCGGCACACAAGGCCGGGGAAGGGAAGAACAAGGCGGCUGAAAUGGCAAAGGCUGCAAAAGACAAGACCAUGGAUGCUGCCGGAGCUGUGGCGGAGAAGACGAAACAGACAGUGGCUGGUGCUUGGGAUGCCGCCAAGGGGACGUCACAUAAGAUCAAAGAGAAGGUCGUUGGGACAUCAUCGGAUGACGAUGACGACAACGAUGAUUGGGGUAACGAUAGUUUGGGAAAACCGAAGGUGAAGGACGAAGAUGCGAAGAAUCUGAGGAGGAAAGUUGGUAAUCUUGAUCAUGAGAAAAAGGAUUUCUAGCU
Messenger RNA from Cynara cardunculus var. scolymus (artichoke), 855 nucleotides. RefSeq names its product late embryogenesis abundant protein At3g53040-like. Bases 77 to 853 code for a protein of 258 amino acids. The transcript is spliced from 2 exons. The record is from RefSeq and is a predicted model, not a curated record. NCBI's taxonomy places the organism in Eukaryota, Viridiplantae, Streptophyta, Magnoliopsida, Asterales, Asteraceae.